AGCAAGACGAUCCAAUUAAUGGGAGACAGCGAUCUAGUGAUGUCGGAGCUUGCUAAAAUAAUGAAGCAGAUUGAGGCCAUGAGACAAGAGUUCAAAUCACGGUUUGAUUCGAUGCAGUCUGAGAUCAAGGCGCUUCAGGAGACAACAAAGCAACAUCAAGCAGCUCUCGAAACAUAUAAGAAGGAGGACGACGAGAGAGAUCAGUCUAAAUCUUCGGAGCAAGUGGUGAAUCCAUGGGAAGUCUCCGCCAAAGACGGCGGAAAAAUCGAUUACGACAAGCUUAUAGACAAAUUUGGCUGCAAAAGGCUCGACAAGUCACUGAUCGAUCGUGUUCAGAGACUGACUUCUCGUGAACCGCACGUUUUCCUCCGCCGUGGCGUCUUCUUCGCCCACCGUGAUUUCGACAAGAUCUUGGACGCGUAUGAGAGAGGAGACAUGUUCUAUCUCUACACUGGAAGAGGACCUUCAUCAGAAUCGUUGCAUCUAGGGCAUUUGAUACCUUUCUUGUUUACCAAGUACUUGCAAGAAGCUUUCAAGGUUCCCGUCGUUAUACAGAUUACGGACGAUGAAAAAUGCAUGUGGAAGAACUUAAAGCCGAAGGAAAGCAAAAGACUUGGGAGAGAAAAUGUGAAAGAUAUAAUCGCUUGCGGGUUCGAUGUAACAAAGACCUUUAUAUUCUCAAACUUUGACUUUUAUGGCGGCGUUUUCCAUGAAAACGCGGUGGAGGUUUCAAAGUGUGUUACACUUAACAAGGCUAUUGCGAUCUAUGGCUUUUCCGGUGAAGACCAUAUCGGAAAACUCAGUUUCCCUCCUGUGCAGGCAGCUCCAUCGUUUGCUAGCACAUUCCCACACUUGUUCCCUGGUGAGGAGAAUCUCCGUUGCUUGAUUCCUUGUGCAAUUGACCAGGAUCCUUAUUUUAGAAUGACUCGAGAUGGAGAGAAUGGGAAAAUGUCUGCUAGUGAUCCAAAUUCUGCUAUCUAUGUGACUGAUACUGCAGAGGAGAUUAAAAACAAGAUAAACAGAUAUGCGUUCAGUGGUGGGCAAGACUCGGUCGAAAAGCACAGAGAAGUCGGAGCAAAUCUUGAGGUGGAUAUACCAGUCAAGUAUCUGAGUUUCUUCAUGGAAGAUGAUACUGAACUUGAACACAUAAAGAAGGAAUAUGGAGAAGGAAGAAUGCUAAGCGGAGAAGUAAAGAAGCGACUCACUGAAGUUUUGACAGAAACUGUGGAGAGACACCGCAGGGCUCGAGCUAAUGUUACUGAUGAGAUGGUGGAAGCGUUCAUGGCCAUGAGACCUCUCCCAAGCAUGUUCGAGUAGAGCCCAUGAAUAACCCACAAGAACCCCUUCUUUUUGGCUGCUCUGCAACUUCACUUACUGAUGAUCUCUUCACUUGGAAUGUCCAAAGUCUUGUCAUCUCUUGUUAUAUUCUUAAUUCUUUAAUGUAGAAAAUGUCUCAUCAUUGAACAGAGUAGAAACAAUGAUUCAGUGAAAGAA
Molecule: messenger RNA, 1494 nt
Organism: Thlaspi arvense
Lineage: Eukaryota; Viridiplantae; Streptophyta; Magnoliopsida; Brassicales; Brassicaceae
Source: the annotation of a GenBank genome assembly